UAAAAUGUGAAGGAAUGGUUUGUCUAGGUUUUUUGCAGGGUUUAAGGCGGCGACUGCCUCUGCCAGCCGGCGUAUCUUGUCCUCGAAUCGAACCCCGUCUCUCGUCCGAGUUUCAUGUUUGCGAUAUCAUCCUCUGUUGAUCACAUUUCUGGGCUUUAGGUCUGCGGAGGCGCUCUUAUUUACUGCCUCCCAAUUGGUUGCAUCUGGUCCAAUGAUGUGGAGGAAUUUAUUGAAGCAAUCUCACUUGAGGAAGUUCAGGUGUUUGGCGGAAUCCAGCCCUUCGGUUAAUGGAUUUUCUACGGUUAGAUCAUCCAAAGAUUCGACAUCUUCUAACAAGACCGGACUUCUCGAAUUCUCUACUUGUUCUGUAAAUUAUCGGAUUCCUGAAUCAGGGGUUUGUGAAGAUUUAAGCUUAUGUAGGAAGUAUGGUGUGAGGUGCCUUAAUUAUGCAAAUGCUAAUCACCGUUUCGCGUUUUUGAGGAAUACGGAGGGCUACGCAACUGCUGCAGCUGAGGCUUUAGUGUCCACAUCUGAAGAAGAGGUUGACGAAAUUCAAGAAGUUGUGCGUAAGAUGAGCAGAGAUUAUGAAGUUAAGAAAUCAGGUAUGUGCGAGCAGAAGCAGCCAAAAAUGGUGGGAGGGAUGGGAUCAGGAAAGUACCAUAUUCUUCGGAGGAGACAAAUAAAGGUAGAGACAGAGGCUUGGGAACAGGCGGCCAGCGAGUAUCAAGAGCUUCUGACGGACAUGUGUGAGCAGAAAUUGGCCCCUAAUUUGCCUUACAUUAAGUCAUUAUUCUUGGGGUGGUUUGAACCGCUUAGGGAUGCCAUUGUUGCAGAGCAGAAUUUAUGCAAGGAGGGUAAAAACCGUGGGGCUCAUGCACCGUAUUUCGAUCAAUUGCCAGCAGAUAUGAUGGCUGUUAUAACAAUGCAUAAGUUGGUGGGAUUACUGAUGACUGGAGGAUGUAAUGGCAGUGCUAGAGUUGUGCAAGCGGCUUCUCAUAUUGGUGAAGCCAUUGAAAAUGAGGCCCGGAUUCACAAGUUUUUAGAGAAUUGCAAGAGAAAAGAUGCAUUAAAUAGAGUCACCGACACUGACAAAGGGAUUGAUAUUGAGGCCAAGGAGCAGGAGAGACUAGGCAAAAAGGUCAAAGCUUUGAUUAAGAAACAAAAAUUGCAUCAAGUUAGGAGAAUAGUGAAGCAGCAAGAUCAUUUUAAGUCAUGGGGCCAAGAAAAUCAAUUGAAGGUUGGUAGCCGUUUGAUUCAGAUAAUGACACAAACAGCCUACAUACAACCUCCUACCGAUCAGAUGGAUGAUGCACCACCAGAUAUUAGACCCGCAUUUGUGCACACGCUGAGAUCUAUAGAUACAGUGAAAGGCACCAGGAGAUAUGGGGUGAUUGAGUGUGAUCCUUUAGUCCGCAAAGGCUUGGAAAAAACUGCUAAACAUAUGGUGAUUCCUUAUAUGCCGAUGCUAGUUCCUCCACUAAACUGGAUUGGUUAUGAACGGGGUGCUUAUUUGUUUCUACCAUCAUAUCUUAUGCGCACACAUGGGGCAAAACAACCACGAGAAGCUAUUAAAAAAGCUUCAAAACAGCAGCUAGAACCUAUAUUCCAGGCCCUAAAUACUCUUGGCAAUACUAAAUGGAGGGUAAAUAAAAGAAUACUUGGUGUUGUGGACAGAAUUUGGGCUAAUGGAGGUUGUCUUGCUGACUUGGUUGACCGUGAAGAUAUACCUUUGCCAGAGAAACCGGAUACGGAUGAUGAGGCAGAAAUUAAGAAGUGGAAGUGGAAAGUCAAAACAGUGAAAAAGGAGAACGGUGAAAGGCAUUCACAGCGGUGUGAUACAGAACUCAAACUUGCUGUGGCCAGAAAAAUGAAGGAUGAAGAAGGGUUUUACUAUCCUCACAAUUUGGAUUUCCGAGGUCGUGCAUAUCCCAUGCACCCAUAUUUGAAUCAUCUUGGCUCUGAUCUCUGCCGAGGAAUCCUAGAAUUUGCAGAGGGCCGUCCACUUGGAAAGUCAGGGUUACGUUGGUUGAAAAUCCAGUUGGCGAAUUUGUAUGCCGGUGGUGUUGACAAAUUAUCUUACGAAGGUCGGAUAUCUUUUACUGAAAACCAUAUGGAUGAGAUCUUUGAUUCUGCAGACCGACCUCUAGAAGGGAGACGAUGGUGGUUGGGUGCUGAGGAUCCUUUUCAAUGCCUAGCCACUUGCAUGGACCUGGCUGAAGCAUUACGAAAUCCAUGCCCAGAGGCUACAAUCUCACACAUCCCUGUUCACCAGGAUGGCUCAUGUAAUGGCUUGCAACACUAUGCUGCCCUUGGAAGAGACAAGCUGGGAGCAGCUGCAGUUAAUCUUGUUGCGGGAGACAAGCCUGCUGAUGUUUACUCCGGAAUUGCUGCUAGGGUUCUUGAGAUAAUGAAGAGAGAUGCUGCUAAAGACCCUGAAACCGAUCUGAAUGCUAAGCAUGCUAGGAUGUUAAUCGACCAUGUGGAUAGAAAAUUAGUCAAGCAAACGGUGAUGACAUCAGUUUAUGGUGUGACAUAUAUUGGUGCGCGUGAUCAAAUCAAGAGGAGGUUAAAGGAGCGAAAUGCUAUUGAAGAUGACACAGAGUCGUUUAUUUGUGCUUGCUAUGCUGCAAAAAUUACUUUAACUGCACUAGGAGAAAUGUUCGAGGCUGCACGAAGCAUAAUGAGUUGGUUGGGAGACUGCGCAAAGAUUAUAGCAAUGGAGAACCAACCCGUACGUUGGACUACACCCCUAGGCCUCCCUGUUGUCCAGCCUUACCGUCAGUUAGGAAAGCACAUGAUCAAAACUUCUCUUCAGGUUUUAACUAUUCAACGUGAAACUGAUAAGGUGAUGGCUAAGCGGCAGAGAACAGCUUUUCCUCCAAAUUUUGUGCACUCGCUCGAUGGUUCUCACAUGAUGAUGACCGCCAUUGCCUGCUCAGAGGCGGGAUUAUCUUUUGCAGGAGUACAUGAUUCCUAUUGGACUCAUGCAUGUGAUGUCGACGAAAUGAACAGAAUUCUACGAGAAAAGUUCGUUGAACUUUAUGAGAUGCCGAUUUUGGAGAAUUUGUUGGAGAGCUUCCAGGAAUCCUUUCCGGACCUAAAUUUUCCGCCGUUGCCAGAACGAGGAGACUUUAACCUGAAAGACGUGUUGGACUCAACCUAUUUCUUCAACUAGUUCAGCAGAUUUUAAUCAUUAUUUCUCCACAAGAGUAACAAGCUGAUCUGUCGCUGGGGAGAGUCAAUCAAACAUGUCGCCUCGCAACAAAUCUGCAGCGUCGACUCAAGCAGCUGUUGUUGAUAAAUGAGCAUACAUUCAGAGUGUUAGGACACAAUGGAGGCAGGUACUAAACCAGCUUUGCACCGGAGAUUGUUUGAAAUCGGGAGCGAACCGAUUCGUGUACAUGUAAGAAACAUAUGUUCGUGGCGCCAGUCAGAAGAUGUCGCCGGGAGGAUGACCUCCGAAGGGCUCUAAACGACACUGAACUAUAUCGUCAAUCUUUGUUGUUUUAUCUCUAUAGCAAAAUAUGUAGUGCUCGUAUUUUUCGAAAUAAAACACACCGAUUACAGGGUCCA
Molecule: messenger RNA, 3573 nt
Organism: Andrographis paniculata
Lineage: Eukaryota; Viridiplantae; Streptophyta; Magnoliopsida; Lamiales; Acanthaceae
Product: DNA-directed RNA polymerase 1B, mitochondrial-like
Exons: 19
Coding region: 212-3175 (987 amino acids)
Biological process (GO): mitochondrial transcription
Cellular component (GO): mitochondrial DNA-directed RNA polymerase complex
Molecular function (GO): DNA binding; DNA-directed RNA polymerase activity
Source: RefSeq, a predicted model, not a curated record